Rotaria socialis is the source of this 1884-nucleotide messenger RNA. The record is from the annotation of a GenBank genome assembly. Lineage: Eukaryota; Metazoa; Rotifera; Eurotatoria; Philodinida; Philodinidae.
AUGAAAUUUCUUACUGUUUUCAUUUUUCUGCUAACUGUUCAUGAGUUUAUUGGGCAACAAGCUGUCGAAAGAAUAUUUGGUGGUUCAGAAGCACCUGUCGGUGCAUUCCCUUGGAUGGUUACAAUACGUUUUCAUGAUGUACAGCCAUCCAAUCGCAUAAUCGAUAUAUGUGGCGGUUCUAUCAUCUCUGAUAUAUUUGUACUUACUGCCGCCAGUUGUUUUUUUGAUGCUCACACCGAAUAUUUCAAUCAAUUUUCAAUCAAAGCUGGUGUACACAAUAUUAUUAAUGAUACUGAGAAUUUAGAGCAAACUCGUACAGUUUCUCAUAUAAUUGUACAUCCAAAUUAUAAUUCUAAGCUAUUUUUAAACGACUUGGCACUUGUACGUGUCUCGCCUCCAUUGAAUAUGAAGGCAUUGAAUCUGGACAGUAUUUCAUUGUCAAAUCUAACAUCAGUCGAAGAUAUAGAUCUUGUGACAAUAGGUUGGGGAAUUUUGAAUCAAUCAAAUCCAACAGUAGCGGCAACAUUUUUACAACAAGCAAUUGUGCAAGAGAAUGCUGAUUGUACUAAAAAUAAAAUGAGUAAUUCAACCACACAACUUUGUGCAAAUGGGACAUGUUCACGUGACAGUGGUGGCCCUUUGAUGGUCUAUUCAAAUGAUAGUGCACAAUAUGAAUUAGUUGCGAUCACAAGUUUUCGCAAUGCAUGCACUACAGAAGGUUUAUUUACACGAGUAAUACCAUUUGCCGACUGGAUAUUGAAUAUACUAAAGGCUCCACCCGCAACACCACCGACAAGAACGACGACUAUUCAGUCUACUACAACUACUGGUCAACCAAUUUCAUUUGUUUGCAACACAAGUUAUUCAUGUGGUUGCUCACCUACCCCAGUUGUCUUUCAUGAUGGACCCUCUUUUGUUCGUCUUCAUAAGCAAGGACGAAUCGUCGGUGGUGAGACAGCCCAACCACAUAGUUGGCCAUGGGCUGUCUCUAUUCAACUAUUCAAUAUGCAUCGCUGCGGUGGAACUCUGAUUAAUGAUGAAUGGGUAUUAACUGCUGCUCAUUGUUCACUGCUUAUUAUCUCUACCGUUCACAUUGGUAUUCAUAAUCGUCACUUACCAUCAUAUCAGAUUCGCAAUGUCAGUAAAGUAAUUCAACAUCCAGAUUAUGUUUCUCCACCACAACAUAUUAAUGAUAUUGCUCUCAUUCAACUUUCAUCACCUGUCGAUCUCACGUCAUCUGGUAAUCUUGCCGGUAUCGCCUGUUUGCCUUCACAGUCGACUGAUCUGAAUUACCCAACGACUGGCACUCGUUUAGCAGUUAUAGGAUGGGGUGUAUUAGCGGAGAAUGGUGGGUUACCUGAUGAAUUACAGCAAGUGCGUGUAAGGAGUUUGGCUAAUGACGAUCCAAGAUGUGUAAAAACAGCUUACGAUAGAGAGCGACAAUUUUGUGCUAUGAUUGACGGCGGUGGAAAAGACUCAUGUCAAGGUGAUAGUGGUGGUCCGAUUCAUCAAUGGUUAGACGAUCAUUGGGAACAAGUGGGUAUCGUUAGUUUCGGUAAUGGUUGCGCCGGAGAAAAUAGCCCUGGUGUGUACACUCGCUUAUCAAGGUACCGUGAUUGGAUUGCAACAACUAUUAAUCAAAUUGAUACUACAACGAGUACACGCUUAACGCAAACAUCAUCAUCAACAACAGCAUCACAACCAACAAUAUCACCAGCAACAACAUCAAAGCCUAUUAUUGUUGAUAUGACAACUACUGUCAAAAAUUAUGAGAGUCGAUCUAAAGCAUUGAAAGAAAAUAUUUCUACAUCAUCAUAUCAGCAGUUGAAAUUUUCAAAACCAACAGCUAUUGGUGUGGUGAUGGAAACGUUUAUUUUCUAUUAG